Messenger RNA from Lachancea nothofagi CBS 11611, 564 nucleotides. Lineage: Eukaryota; Fungi; Ascomycota; Saccharomycetes; Saccharomycetales; Saccharomycetaceae. The record is from the annotation of a GenBank genome assembly.
AUGCUAAACGCUGUACAAUCAAGUCUUCGUAUUAGCCCAUCUAGAACUUCUCGUUUAUUCCAUACCUAUAAUCCACUAAAAAUGUUCCAAGUCGGUGACGUUAUCAAGACCGGCCUAGCCGGCGUGCAAGAAAACUCUCCAGGUAAUGCUGUGGACAUUGGCAAGGAAGUCAGCAAGGGCAAGCACAUUAUUGUUGGUGUCCCAGCUGCUUUCUCUCCAGCAUGCACUGCCAGCCAUGUCCCAGGCUACAUUGCCAAGUUGGACGAACUAAAGAAGAAGGGUGUUGAAAACGUGUUUAUCACGUGUGUCAACGACGCUUUCGUCACCAAGGCGUGGAGCGAUUCUUUGAAGACUCCAAAGGACGUGCACGUCCUUGCCGACACCCGUGGUGAAUUCGCCAAGUCCGGAAACACCCUUUUCGACUCCGAAGAGGUUUUCGGUAACAAACGUAACUACCGUUACGCCAUUAUCGUCGACAACGGUAAGGUCGUUGCCGAGUUUGAAGAACCAGACAAGACCGGCGUCAACGUCUCGUCCGCCGAGAAUGUCCUCAAGGCUUUGUAA